Molecule: messenger RNA, 5219 nt
Organism: Parnassius mnemosyne (clouded apollo)
Lineage: Eukaryota; Metazoa; Arthropoda; Insecta; Lepidoptera; Papilionidae
Source: the annotation of a GenBank genome assembly
GGCUUGACAGAUUAACCAAACCGAAAUCAAGUCUAAACAAACCUCCCAAGUUUGGCUUUACAGCUUUAUUUACUAUUAAUGUUAUUAUUUUUGUUACAGAGUAAUUGUCAAAUAUUCUGAGAAAUUUUGUAUAACAAUAAAAUUGUGUCGUAUUAGCUUCGAUUUGUUUUCAAAAAUGUCAAAGCGUAAUAGUAUCGGAAACACUUUGUUCAAUUAUUUCACUAAAACUCCACCAAGCAACAAAAAAAUAAAAUCAAAUAAUAUUGAUUCUGAUGCUAUUCCUAACCAAAAUUUGGUAAACAGUAAUAUAGAUUUAAAAUAUGAAAAUAAUAAGCGCGAAAGGCAAACGACUCCUUCGCCAGAGGUAAAUAAAACCUAUGACGAUAGUGAUGAUGAUAGUCUUGUUGCUUCUAAGAAGAGGAAAAGGAUACGUCUUAACCCAGUGGAUUCCGACGACUCUGAUAUCGAGAAUAGAGAUGUCAAAACACAGCCUAAGGAUAAUUUACAAAAAAGGUUGCAGGACAGCUUUAAAUAUGACCCCAAUGAAUCCCCUACUAGCAGCAAAGAAAAGAAAUCUUCCAUUAAUGGACCAUCUAAAACUCAAGCAAAACCAUUAGAACAAGAGACAGCAGUAAUAGCUGAUGAUGGCGAUUGGGCUCAUUGCAAACUGGAUUGGUUAAAACCAGAAAAGAUUCGAGAUGCUAAGAAGAGAAGACCCGAUCACCCUGACUAUGACCCCACAACACUAUAUGUACCACCUGAUUAUUACAACAGUCAAACUCCAGGUCAUAAGCAGUGGUGGGAUAUGAAAUCGGCUCAUUUUGAUUGUGUUUUGUUUUUCAAAGUUGGCAAGUUCUAUGAACUCUAUCAUAUGGAUGCGGCAGUUGGCGUGAAUGAACUAGGAUUUUCUUAUAUGAAGGUAGUAUCUAAAAGAAGUUUAAUUUGGUAUAUUAUAAUAUAAUAGAUAGUUGUACUAAUCUUUGCUACCUGCUCAGUAACCACCAUAUAAGAUCUCUUUGAGAUGUAAGGUCGCGGGAGGAGGGCGGUGAAAUGUUUUUCACGUCUAUAUUUGUUGUCGUCAUUCGAUACAUUUGUUCUAUAGUUGCUGGAAGAGUACAUACUCAAACUUGACCCAACUUACGUCGCUCCGUACUCACUAUUUGCGCCGUUUUUUAUCUAUAAUUAUGAAAAAAUGUGGGUCUUAUAUUCCAUAGAUUGAUAUAGAUAAUAACAGUAGUUUUUCCAUGACAUUUACAUGAAUAGAUAGAUAGAAAAUUCUUUAUCACACUUUCAUUAAUUCAUCACAACCUAUUUAAAGUCCACUGUUAUACAGAGGCUUAUAGGGGGAUUUGCCAAAGUUGACAUGCUUAACCCAUUCAUUGCCUCCUGUGAAUAGAAACACUUUACCCCCAUGCCGUCAUAUAUUUGGAGUCACCUGCCCAACGGCGUCUGAGGCAUCUCGCUAAAGCAUUCCAAGGCGCCCAUCGGCGGCUUCGGCAUGAGGUAGUAGAAAUGGACGUGAACUAUGUUUUUUUUUUUACUACUACUCAGAUAGACGCUCUGAUGCUAUGGAUGGCAUAACAUUUCAUUUGUAAGUAAUUUUAUACCUAAUUUAUUAAAAAGUUUCUAGAAAAGUCUCUGCGUCGGUUUUCAAAUGUAAUUAAAUAUAUUUGACCCUAGAUGGCGACACUUUGUGUCAUGGGAACUAAAAUAUAAAGGUACGUAGAGCUCAGUAUGGGUAAAAUAAUCAUACGAAGGCGUUGAAAUUUGUUUUGUAUUCAGUCCUAAAGAAUUUUUAAUCACCAAAAUAUUAUUUUUAUAGUUUUUAUAAUCAUUUUGUGAACAGGCCGCCAUCUAUCGUCAAGGUAGCUAAACUACAUUGCAACAUCGAUAUGGAACGAUGCGAGUAGUUUUACUAUUUAUCGGUAGAUGGAAAAUAGUAAAGUGGGCGGGGCUUAACAUCCCCUCACCCCGCAAAUUGUCUCGCGUUGUUACAUAGUGAAAUCUAAUUACAACACCUCGUCUUUGUAUUUGCUCCGUGGUCUAGACUCAAAGCAAUCGAAUUCAAAGGUUAAAAUCCAAACCAAGAAACUAGGGGUGGGCCUGGCCUUGUGACGACGAAACGUUUACAAAGACCGUUUUGUGUUCUGCGACGAUGAAACCGUUUUACGUCCUGGGUUCAAAUAGUCUUCGUUCUUUAAGCCGUCUUCAAACCGGUUGCAACAACGACCGGUUUCUGCAACCGUUUUCGUCGUCGGGAAAACGGUUGCGUUUCGUCCGUUAAAAAUUCGACAACGACCCACUACUAUAAAUAAUAAUAAUAAAAGUUUAUUUCUUUAACAAAGUUUGUUUUAAAUCUAGAACAUAGGUUGACUCAUUCUUUUAAAUGCAUUUGCACCUGUGUCAGAAGGAGCCACUCUUCCAUAUCACAUUUGUAGUAUUUACGAGUAUAAAUGAAGAAUUAGGUAACAAAUACAACUUAUCUUUAUCAUAAGUAUGUAAAUUAUGACUACUAAAUAUAUACAUACACACACACUAACACACACACAUAUAUAUAUAAAGCAAGAAAGGAUAGAUAAAAAUGAUAGAAGGAUAUCUGAUAACUUCCAGGACAAUAUUAAAAUGUUCUGGAAGCUCGUAAGAACUGGCAGGAGAAAUUCAAAACAGCCUAGAAUGAAUGCUAUACGAGACGAGAAUGGCUGCAUGUUGAAUGAUGAAGUUUCGAAUUUAAAGAGAUGGAAGGAAUACUUUGAAAGCGUGUUUAAGAGUGAAGAGUCGUCUGAAAUAAGUGAAAUAGAAAUUCCGGAGGAAGUGGAGAGAGGUAGGGAGAUAAGUGUAGAUGAAAUAAUGAAAGCAAUGAAAAGCAUGAAAGCAGGUAAGGCAGCCGGAUAUGAUAGAGUAUCACUCGAAAUGCUAAGGGCUGGUGAGGGAGUGAACUGCUGUACACCUUAUUUAAUUUGUGUUGGGAACUGAGCGGGUACCGGAAGACUGGUGCAAAGCCGUAAUAGUCCCAAUAUAUAAGGGAAAGGGGUCGCAGCAGGACUGUAAAAACUACCGUGGUAUCAGCUUGCUUAGCAUUGUGGGUAAACUGUAUGCUAAGGUGUUAAUUGAAAGAGUUAUGGAAGAAACUCAUGGAAAAAUUUGGUAUGUGCAAGCUGGAUUUAGAAAGGGGAUGGGGUGUACGGAUCAAGUCUUUUCCAUGCGCAUGAUAGCGGAGAAGUUUUUGGCCAAAAACCAGAAAGUUUUUUGUGCGUUCAUGGACUUGGAAAAGGCUUAUGACAGAGUGGACAGGAAUGUGUUAUGGCAAACACUGAACUCAUUUGGGUUGAACGCUGGCUUGAUACAGGCAUUAAGGUCUCUUUAUAGGGACUCUAGUGCUUGUGUCAGGAUCAACGGGGCCUACUCGGACUGGUUUGGCAUUCAAAAAGGUGUCAGACAGGGUUGUGUAGCUUCUCCGUGGCUGUUUAACCUAUUUAUGGACAGUUGUUUGCAAACUUUGAAAGUUGAAGAAUGUGGGUUGAGAAUGGGUGAGUCAACCGUCAAAUGCCUUUUGUACGCCGAUGAUCAAGUCAUAUUUGCAUCGUCGGCGGCCGAGUUGCAAAUGAUGGUUACUUUAAUGAAUUGGUCAUUGAAAGAAAGGGGUAUGAAAGUGAACGCAAGUAAGACGAAAGUGAUGGUUUUUGAAAGAGAAGAAAGUAAAACUUUAUGUGAAAUAAGAAUAGAAGGGGAGUUGAUUGAGCAAGUGGAUGAGUUUGUAUAUUUGGGAUGUUUAUUUAGCAGGGAUGGUAGAUAUGACAAGGAUAUAGAACGACGAGUGAACGCAGGAAAUAGAGUGAAUGGGGCUCUACACGCUAUUAUGAGGAGUCAGAAUGUGUCAACUAAGUCACGUAUGGCAAUUCAUAAUGCUGUGUUAGUUCCUACUUUAAUGUAUGGUAGUGAAAGUUGGGUCUGGCAGAAGAAGCAUGAGAGUAGAAUAAAUGCUGUAGAAAUGCGGUCCUUAAGGAGUAUGCUAGGGCUGAAUCUGAAUGACAGGGUGAGAAAUAGUGUGAUAAAACAAAAGUGUGGUUUGCAAGAUGACGUUGUGACAAGGAUUAAGAAAGGAAUGCUUCGGUGGUUUGGUCAUGUAGAAAGAAUGAACGAGGAAAGAGUGACAAAGCAAAUUUAUGUUGCAGAAGUGAAAGGCAGGGUCGGGAAGGGACGCCCUAGACGAAGGUUUAUCGACCAAAUCGGCGAUACAUUAAAAAUGGGCCAGAUUAGGAGUACCCCUUAACCGACGAGCGUGUAUGCGUAAAUAUAUGGAUCUAAAAGAGGCGAGAGAGGUGUGUCAGGAUCGCGCCAAAUGGAAGUCCGUAGUCUCUGCCUACCCCUCUGGGUGACAGGCGUGAGUGUUUAUGUAUAUAUUUUUACGUGUAGUCACAAAAAUGUAGUUCAAUGUGUGUAUGCGUGCGUGUGUGUGUGUGUGUGCGUGCGUGCGUGUGUGUGUGUGUGCGUGCGUGCGCGUGUGUGUGUGUGUGUGUGUGUGUGCGCGUGCGUGUGUGUGUGCGUGUGUGUGUGUGUGUAUGAUUUUUAAUACAAAUAUCCAAUACCUAGAUAAAUUUAUCAGAAACAGAAACAGAAACUUUUUUAUUCAAUAUAGAUUAUAAAUAAUACUUAUUGAAAGUCACUCUUUUGUUUGAUUACCACUGGUUCGGAAAAAACCUCUGUCCUGGGAAGAACCAGCAAGAAACCCAGCGGGACUUUUUUUUAAAUAACAGCUUACAAUCAUGAUGUUACACAAAUUAACAACACAACAAAUUAGAAAUAGCUUGGUAGCGAUCACCUCAUUUCCAGGGGUUAUUAUCAUCCAUAAAUUCCUUAAUAUUAUAAUAACCUUUUUUAUACAAACUUAGUUUAAUAAAGUUUUUGAACUUUGAACAGGUCAAACUUUGUAUAUUUUCUGGAAUUUUGUUGUAAAAGCGUAUACAUCGCCCCAAGAAUGAAUUACUGACUCGAUGGAGUCGAGUAACUGGUACUACUAGCUUGUGUCUGUUCCUAGUAUUUACAGAAUGAAUUUCACUUAUUUUUGUAAAACUACUUUUAUUUUUGUGUACGUACAUUACCCUCCUAGGACCUGGCGUCCCCUAUACGAGACCUUUUUUCUAGUACUGCCCUCCAGCGCCUAUCAAAGUGUAACUUCCUAAUUAUUAGUACAUUUAUUUCAAUGUAGAUGUCACUUAUUG